AUGACGAACCCGCCCGCGGUGACGUGGUUCACGGGGAGGGCGAUCACGGUCGCGCUCGCGGUCACGAUGCUCGGCAUGGGACUCACGCUGGAGACGUCCGAUUUCGUCGACGCGCUCCGUCGACCGAAGCAGGUCGCCGUGGGCGUGGCGCUGCAGUACUCCAUCAUGCCGCUGACCGCGCUGUUGAUCGGACGAGUGUUUCCGGUGCACCCCUCGAUCGCGGUCGGGCUCGUGCUCGUCGGGUGCUGCCCGGGCGGGACCGCGAGCAACUUGGUCACUUACCUCGCGAACGCGAACGUCGCGCUCUCCGUCGUGCUGACGACGGCGAGCACGUUCAUGGCGACGGCGAUGACGCCGCUGAUGACGAAAACGCUGGCCGGGACGCUCGUCCCCGUGGACGCCGCCGGGCUGUUCGCGUCCACGGUGCAGGUCGUGUUGAUGCCCGUCCUCAGCGGAUUACUCCUUAAGAAGUUCGCCCCCGCGUUCGUCGCGCUCGCGUCCCCGUUCUGCCCGCUCGUCGCCGUGGGCACCGUCGCGCUGAUCUGCGCGUCGAUCAUCGGGCAGUCCUCCGCGGCGAUAACCGCCGCGGGCGGGACGUUACUCGCCGCCGUCGCGUGCCUCCAUCUCGCCGGCUUCUUCCUCGGGUACCACGUCGCCGGCGCGUUCGGGUUCGAAGAGCGCGACCGUCGGACCGUGAGCGUGGAGGUGGGGAUGCAGAACAGCGCGCUGGGAGUGGUCCUCGCCACCGCGCACUUCGCGGAUCCGCUCGUCGCGGUGCCGUGCGCCAUCUCCGCGACGGCGCACUCGUGCAUCGGCAGCGCGAUUGCGGGGGCGUGGCGCGCGUUCGGGAGCGACGGCGAGAAGACGAAGUAGAAGAAGAAGAAGAAGAAGAAGAAGAAGAAGAAGAAGAAGAAGAAGAAGAAGAAGAACUCGCGCCGUAGGCGGCGGGCGUCUAAUGCGUUAUUACGCGUACUGUAGCGGCGUCUAUUCUCUCGGAUAUUAAAACCAAACCAAACCAAACCAAACCAAACUCAUCGCAGCGCGCUCGACUCGACUCGAGUCGACUCGAGUCGAGUCAACGCAUCGACUCAUCACGCGUCGUCGUCCAGCGCGCCCGUCGCCUCGAGCCCAACCUUGGCGGCGACGCCGAACCCGAUCAACCAAAACACCCCGAGCGCGACGUACUGCUCGUAAAACACGCACGUCGCGCUCCCCCCCAGCGCGAGCGCGGCGACGCCCGCGAUGGUGAUCGCGAGCGUCCCCGGGUCCAUCUUCUCCUUAGAAGCCCCUUUAGCGUCCGCCCUGAAGUCGCCCGCGGCGGAGACCCGAUCCCCGUCCUCGCCCUCGACGUACAUCAUCGGCUCAACCGCGUACACGUUGUUGUUCUCCAGGCUCGUGUUCGACCCGCCCAUCGUCGUCGCCGCGCGGAAGUCCGGCCCGAGGCUUCCGUUCUUCACGUCGACGUAUAUGCCGUCCUGCCUCGCGAGCACGGGGAACACCUCCAUCGGGCGGCACGUCUCGAUCGGCGUCAGCUUGCGGAGCACCGGGUUGUCCGGAUACCACGCUCGGAUCUCGCCCGUCUUGAGGUCGAACGUGCUCUGCGUCGACGGGCAGAUGAUGCAGCCGUCCUGCGUGAGGCGCGCGUUGGCGAAGCCUUCGCUGAAGGCGCCCUCCGCGGGCGAUCGCGACUCGAUGCAGCAGAUGGUGUCCUUGUAGUAGAACAUUAGGAGGGACUUUCCGAGCGCGUUGAACUGCUUGCGAUCGCCUCUGGGGAGGUCGUCGAAGUCGCAGAUCUUCGCGAAGGUGCCGGGGGGCGGCGCGGAAGGCGCGGGCGCUGCU
Messenger RNA from Micromonas pusilla CCMP1545, 1839 nucleotides. RefSeq names its product bile Acid:Na+ symporter family. The coding region runs from base 1 to 873 and encodes 290 amino acids. The record is from RefSeq and is a predicted model, not a curated record. Gene Ontology annotation, cellular component: membrane. Lineage: Eukaryota; Viridiplantae; Chlorophyta; Mamiellophyceae; Mamiellales; Mamiellaceae. The transcript has 3 exons.